Solanum tuberosum (potato) is the source of this 567-nucleotide messenger RNA. RefSeq lists its product as uncharacterized. The transcript has a single exon. Gene Ontology annotation, molecular function: nucleic acid binding. The record is from RefSeq and is a predicted model, not a curated record. NCBI's taxonomy places the organism in Eukaryota, Viridiplantae, Streptophyta, Magnoliopsida, Solanales, Solanaceae. The coding region runs from base 1 to 567 and encodes 188 amino acids.
AUGAAUCGAGCUGUAGAAGCCGCCAACAAGAACAUAAAGAAGAUUUUGAGGAAAAUGAUUGACAAUCACAGAGGUUGGCAUGAGAUGUUGCCACACGUUUUAUUGGGUUACAGAACAACCAUCAGAACGUCAGUUGGAGCUACCCCAUAUUUGUUAGUAUAUGGAAGAGAAGCAGUUAUACCUGUCGAAGUCGAAAUACCUUUACUGAGAAUCAUCCAAGAAGCUGAAUUAAGUUAUGAUGAAUGGGUUCGCAAACUGAUUGACCAGCUAACAUUGAUUGAUGAGAAGAGAAUGGUUGUCGUUUGUCAUGGUCAACUAUAUCGACAGAGAAUGAAUCGCGCUUUCCACAAGAUAGUAAGAACCAGAAUGUUUGAGGUUGGUCAGUUGGUUCUCAAACGAAUUUUCCCUUACCAGGAUGAAUAUAAAGGGAAAUUUGCACCAAAUUGGCAAGGACCCUACAUGGUUCGCAAAGUGUUAUCUGGAGGCGCCUUAGUCCUGUUGGAGAUGGAUGGCACCAAAUGGCCGAAACCAAUCAACUCAGAUGUUGUCAAGAGAUAUUAUGUGUGA